Molecule: messenger RNA, 1391 nt
Organism: Carcharodon carcharias (great white shark)
Lineage: Eukaryota; Metazoa; Chordata; Chondrichthyes; Lamniformes; Lamnidae
Product: interleukin-17C-like
Exons: 3
Coding region: 215-754 (179 amino acids)
Biological process (GO): inflammatory response
Cellular component (GO): extracellular region
Molecular function (GO): cytokine activity
Source: RefSeq, a predicted model, not a curated record
UCGGAAUGUCUCACCCUCUCCAUCAGGAACGGGUUUUUUCACCUUUGACAAUAACACGGAAGCAGCGAGCAUUUUUCCUCAUCGGGAUUUCCAGCCCAAUCUCGAGUAUAAAAGAGGCGAAAGAAGCUGAAAUAGACCAGAAACUGAAAGGGAGAGAAAGAGUCAGAGAAAGAGCAGCAUUUCCAGAAGGACAGAGAGAGAGAGAGAGAGAGAGAUGCAAACAGCCAUGAAGCUUCUCUUCAUCGUCUUCCUGACCUUGGGGUUUGGUCAAACUCGGAGAAUGAAGCGUGGAACCCAUCAUUGCUGGUACCCUGGGGAGAUGGAGAGCCAGGCCUCGGGGCUACAGAAGCUGCUGGGCAGGGCCAGCAUGAACCGCUUCCCCUCGGCGACCCUGGUUGAAGAGCUGGAGCAGCAGAAACACAAGUGGGAGAGAGGCUGCCCCAAUCUGCAGCAAUAUUCCUCACACAACAGUGACUUCAGUCAUCGUUCCAUCUCACCCUGGGAAUACAGGAUUGAUUACGAUGAGAAUCGAUACCCCCCAAAACUGGCCUUUGCUCAUUGCCUCUGUGAUGGUUGUAUUGAUGCAGAAACCGGGGAGGAGACACUUGCCUUAAACUCAGUGCCUCUAGAACAGACCAUGUUGGUCGUGCAGCGCCACGCCUGCCCUGGGCACCCCGGGCAGUAUAGCUUCGAUCUGAAGUACAUCAAGGUGCCUGUGGGCUGUACGUGUCUCCUGCCCAGAAACAGCUGGUAACCUCCUGUGGAGCCAUCGGCAGCCCCCUCUGGGAGGGAUAUUCACACAGACUCAGUAUUGUGUUUCUUGUGAAAUACGCUCUGCUUAUUUUAUGGUCAGACAUCCAACCGGACAGAGAGUGUCUGCUUCAGGUCCCGAUCAUCACAGAGACUUGGGACAUUGUUUCCAUGACUGACUCUCCCACUGCUGAGCUUUAAUUCACCCCAAUGUCAUUAUUGGCACUGAGAGCCAGUUAGACUGGACUGAGAGCCAGUUAGACUGGACUGAGAGGGACUUAGAGGGAGUUAGUCUGGGCUGAGAAGGAGUUAGUCUGGACUGAGAGAGAGUUAGAUUGGACUGAGAGCCAGUUAGACCGGACUGAGAGCCAGUUAGACUGGUCUGAGAGCCAGUUAGACCGGACUGAGAGCCAGUUAGACCGGACUGAGGGUGAGUUAGAUGGGACUGAGAGUGAGUUAGAUGAGACUGAGGGUGAGUUAGAUGGGACUGAGGGUGAGUUAGAUGGGACUGAGGGUGAGUUAGAUGGGACUGAGGGUGAGUUAGAUGGGACUGAGGGUGAGUUAGAUGGGACUGAGGGUGAGUUAGAUGGGACUGAGGGAGAGUUAGAUGGGACUGAGGGAAAGUUAAAUAAAAUAAAAAC